This is a messenger RNA of Physcomitrium patens, 893 nucleotides long. RefSeq names its product translationally-controlled tumor protein homolog. NCBI's taxonomy places the organism in Eukaryota, Viridiplantae, Streptophyta, Bryopsida, Funariales, Funariaceae. Gene Ontology annotation, cellular component: cytoplasm. Gene Ontology annotation, molecular function: calcium ion binding. The record is from RefSeq and is a predicted model, not a curated record.
CCGCCGCCGAGACCGUGGCAGGUAUUCGUCUCGUUGCCUAGCAUGCACCAGUGUGUGCUGUGCCGCACUUCCUCCUUCCCACGCUUCCGUCGCCACCCCGCUGUCGACGUCCAGACGAUCUUCUCACCAUGUUGGUUUACCAGGAUUUGGUCUCAGGUGACGAGCUCUUGUCAGAUUCCUUUGAUUACAAGGAGCUGUUCAAUGGUGUGCUUUGGGAGGUCGAGGGCAAGUGGGUGGUGAAGGGCGCUCUUGAUGUAGAUGCCUUGAUCGGAGCCAAUGCCUCCGCUGAAGGUGGUGGGGAGGACGAAGGUGUGAAUGAUGAGGCCGUCAGAGUGGUUGACAUUACUGACACCUUCAGGCUGCAGGAGCAGCCCGCUUUUGACAAGAAGGGAUUCACGGCAUUCAUCAAGAAGUACUUGAAGAUCUUGACUCCACUUGUCCCUGCCGAACGUCAAGCCUCUUUUAAGAAAGACGUGGAAUCGGCGGUCAAGUUUUUGCUUUCUAAGCUCUCCGAUCUUCAGUUCUUCGUUGGCGAGAGCAUGAAGGAUGACUCCACCAUGGUUUUUGCUUAUUACAAGGAAGGACAGUCCAAUCCCACUUUCCUGUACUUCCGUGAUGCUUUGAAGGAAGUGAAGUGCUGAAUGGAUACAGUUAUUAGUUUGAGUAAAUCUUGUAUGGCAUCUCUUGUACAUUCCACUGUUUGAGAUGAACUGUUCGGUGCAUGAAGACGCGUGAUAUGUUGUGUAGUGUGGGUAUUUGUUAACGAUACUAUUAUUGCCUAUCAGCUGUGUCGCUUCUUUAAAGUACAAAAGAGAAAUGUGAUUUCAGUUUUGUUGCAAACAGAGCAAUGUCACGUCGCAGAAGAAAACAGUAAAGCGUGGAGUUUUAAUUUU